GUUAACCGUUAAUAUGUGACUACACGGCUUCCGUUGUUUGUAAUGGUUGUUGUUUCUCUUUUAAAAAACAUGUAUUUUUUAAUUCAAAGCGUUAUUUUCUGAGUGACCGACACAUUGCCGUUAUUUAAAAUUUGAGGUACAUCCUGCAAGCUGAACCAUGGGUAAAAGAUACUACUGCGACUACUGCGACCGCUCCUUCCAGGACAACAUGCACAACCGGAAGAAACAUCUCAACGGUGUUCAGCACCAAAGAUCUAAAAAAGCCUGGUUUGAUCAUUUUAGAGGUUUUUCAGAUAUUUUAAAAGAUGAACAAGCAAAGAAACCCUGCAGGAAGUUUCUCCAAAGAGGGGUGUGUGACUUUGGGCCGUCCUGCAGGUUUUCACACAUGACCGAGGUGGAUCUUAUGAAUUUACAACAAAAAGUGCAAGAUGAAAGCCGGCGCAGGGAUGGCCUGGAGGACCCUGUGAAGCCCGAGCCCACCGCAGAGGAAUGGCUCAGCAGGAGGGAGAAGAGACAAAGUGGCCUGGCCAGCAAAGGAGAUGGCAGCAGAACAGAAGAGCAAGAGGAAACACACGACGACGUACCUUCACAGCUUUACUCCAUUCCCGACCUGCCGCCUUCCCUGCUGCCGCCCCCACCCGGCGGCUGGAAAGUCCACGUCAACACAGAGUGGGGUUGAACAACAAUGUUUUGCAAUAAAUAUCAUUUUUUUUC
Messenger RNA from Nerophis ophidion (straightnose pipefish), 714 nucleotides. It is a transcript of the gene zmat5, whose product is annotated as zinc finger, matrin-type 5. The record is from RefSeq and is a predicted model, not a curated record. Gene Ontology annotation, cellular component: U12-type spliceosomal complex. Bases 158 to 679 code for a protein of 173 amino acids. Gene Ontology annotation, molecular function: zinc ion binding. The transcript has 6 exons. NCBI's taxonomy places the organism in Eukaryota, Metazoa, Chordata, Actinopteri, Syngnathiformes, Syngnathidae.